AGUGUAAUCGUUAUGAAGUGACGGAAGUUCGUCAUAAGGCAACGAGCCAAAAAGUGCGCAAGCUGGUGACUUCAGUCGUCACCACUGUUUGUCGAUUUUGACAAUAUUUUAUUGGUUUUGAGAUUAUUUUCACAUACUGAACAUUUCAGUAUCUAUAUCGCAUCUGAUUUACAGAUAUAUUGUUCUGAAUGACACAAUAUUAAAGACGAAUAUUGUGUCAGAAAAAAGAAGACAUUUUUGUUUGACGAACGGAGAUUGCGCCAUAUUGGCAACCAAUACAAUUGUUUACUUACUGCGGCUUAACGUCUUAUAUGAAGUGUUUGAGUGAGAAAGGGCCAUUGCGCUGGCAAACAAGCACCAUUUCGUCGAAAAGAAGUAAAAGUUGUGGUUUAUCCACAAAAAUAAAUUAUAUGAAGUACAUAGAUUUUUGUGACUACCAUCUAUUACCAAGAAGUUGCAACAUUUGUACCAGACACAAAGAAGGUGAAAAUCUUAUAGCCCAAACAUGGCCUCAGUCAACAUCAACAGCGAGGUUACAGACCAGUUUUAUAGGUACAAGAUGCCUAAACUCAUAGCAAAGGUUGAGGGAAAAGGCAAUGGCAUCAAAACUGUGAUUGUGAAUAUGUCAGAUGUGGCCAAGGCUUUGCAAAGACCGCCUACUUAUCCAACCAAAUAUUUUGGCUGUGAACUUGGUGCCCAAACCCAGUUUGAUGCAAAGAACGACCGCUACAUCGUCAAUGGAUCCCACGAUGCCAACAAGCUUCAGGGUCUUUUGGAUGCCUUCAUCAAACGCUUCGUUCUUUGUGCAGAAUGCUGCAACCCGGAAACAAUUCUGAGUGUUUCCCAGAAGGCCCAGUCCAUUAAGGCUCGAUGCAUUGCCUGUGGACACAGCGCCAAUUUGGACAUGAGGCACAAACUGACUACAUUCAUCUUGAAGAAUCCACCGGAUGUGGACCCUGCAACCACGACCCCCUCCAAAGUACAAUCUAAGAAAGACAAGAAGGGAGGCAAGAAGGGGAAGAAAGGGGAGGAAGUGAACGGCGACGGAGAGCAUGACCGCACCAGCCCGGAGGUGAACUCCCAGGAGCAGAUGGCUGCACAGAGGGCGUCCGGGGGCGAGAUCAUGGCUCCAGAGGCUGUUUAUGACAGUGAUGAUGACUGGGGGGAGGACGUGAGUGAUGAGGCGGUGAAGAAGAGAAUGCAGGAGCUCACAGAGGCUGCCAAGACCAUGGCCAUGUCUGAGGACCUGGAGAAGACUGCCAAUGAGAGGAUGGACCUUUUCUACACCUACGUCAAGAACAAGAUCAACAACAAGAGCCUGUCUGGGGCUGACCAGGAGGUGUUGAUGGAGGCUGAACGGCUGGAGGUGAAGGACAAGGCUGCCCUGGUGCUGGUCGAACUGCUCAUGGAUGAGAAGAUCCUGGCUCAGAUCAAGCAACACAGGAAACUCCUUCUCAGGUUCUGCCACAACAACCAGAAGGCCCAGAAGUACCUGCUGGGUGGCGUGGAGCAGCUGGUGGGUAAUGUGUACCAUGACACACUCAUACCCAGGGUGCCCCAUAUCUUCAAGGAGCUCUACGACACAGACAUUGUGGAGGAGGAGGUCAUACUGGAGUGGGCAAAGAAGGUGUCCAAGAAGUACGUAUCUAAGGCGAUCUCACAGGAGAUCCAUGACAAGGCUGCUCCAUUCAUCAAGUGGCUGCAGGAGGCUGAGGAGGAGGAGAGCUCUGACGAUGACGAGGUUGAGGUUGCCUUUUCCCCUACCGGAAAGCCGGGUGCCCAGACUGUUGAGAAGAAGUCACCAUCGCCUAGCAACAACAACAAGCCUGUGGUUGCUAGCGCCCCUGCUAAUGAUAAAGAGGAGGACGACGAAGAAGAGAUCGAUAUCGAUGCCAUAUAACUUUUCCCGCGAAUGUUUGCUUUGUCUUUGUAAUUGGACCGGACAAAAAGAGAACAAGAUGUGUUCACUUUGCUCUGUAUUUCUUUGUUCUUAAGUUUCAUAUACUGUUUCUUCUUUAAUUCUUCUCGAUGCAAUUUAUUGAGCUGUUAUGUCAAUCUUUUCAUUUUUGUCAAGAAUUGCCAUUGUCAUAUUGUGUGAUGCAUGUUACAAAAUGUCAAUUAUGUUGGAUACAUUGUACAUCAACAGCAUUCUUGUGUAUUGAAUUUACAAAAACAAGGACUUCUUUUCUUAGUUUGGUUACUAGCGACUAUUUUAGUCUUCAUUUCAUGCUUUAAAGGUCCUAAGCUACGUAAGUGUGAUGCCUUAAGUGCAUCUCUGGAUGCUUUUGCCAUAUUAUUUAUCAAAUCAUUAAUAUACUUCACAGAUUUCUUUGACAUUUACAUCUUUUAACUGCGAGUAUUUGUUUAUUUGGACUGGGUUUGAAUAUAGAGCCUAUGUGUUCUGACUGAUAACACUUUUGUAAAUGCUGUUUUUAAUGUUCACUAAUCAGUUCUGUUCAUCAGUUAAUUAUAUUGUAUAACAAGUGUACACUUAAAUUCAAAAAUGAUAUGCUUUUUCCUAGAUUGAAUAUUACCAUGUUCAUUAUUGGUCCUUUUGGGUUAUUUGUUUGUCAUCUUUAUGGUUAAGGUGUAUUGGAGUUGUUCAAUGGUUUUAUGUACAUUUUCUUCACAGGAAACACGUUGGCAUUGAUAAUUGUGGUAGAAAUACAAUGUUGGUAUGUUACAGAUGUAGCUCUUGUUUUGGUUAUUGGAUGUACCUUCAGUGUAAUUUGCAUGUGUAUAUAAAUGCUUAUUUUUGA
This is a messenger RNA of Dreissena polymorpha, 2759 nucleotides long. Its product is annotated as eukaryotic translation initiation factor 5-like. Lineage: Eukaryota; Metazoa; Mollusca; Bivalvia; Myida; Dreissenidae. The record is from RefSeq and is a predicted model, not a curated record. Gene Ontology annotation, molecular function: eukaryotic initiation factor eIF2 binding; GDP-dissociation inhibitor activity; translation initiation factor activity. Gene Ontology annotation, cellular component: cytosol. Gene Ontology annotation, biological process: formation of cytoplasmic translation initiation complex; formation of translation preinitiation complex; translational initiation. The transcript is spliced from 11 exons. Bases 506 to 1900 code for a protein of 464 amino acids.